Molecule: messenger RNA, 1026 nt
Organism: Antechinus flavipes (yellow-footed antechinus)
Lineage: Eukaryota; Metazoa; Chordata; Mammalia; Dasyuromorphia; Dasyuridae
Gene: CIMAP1A
Product: outer dense fiber of sperm tails 3
Exons: 7
Coding region: 175-939 (254 amino acids)
Cellular component (GO): cytoskeleton; outer dense fiber
Source: RefSeq, a predicted model, not a curated record
GCGCUAGAUUGUUCGGAGGUCCCCAAGUGGCCGAGAGCGAGGGGGCUAGAUGUCCCAGUCGGUGGAAACUGGAGGGGGAGCUGAGUGACGGGACCUGGGUGGGACCUGGAUGAGACUAGAGCUGCCUAAUCCUAACCUUCCCUGGGACCAGAGAGAAACCCUACAGAGGACACCAUGACUGAAGAUAUAUGGGUGGGCUCCUGGAGGCCCCACCACCCUCGGGGGCCCAUCAUGGCCCUAUACACCAGCCCGGGCCCCAAGUACAUGAUCCCAGGAACCACAGGUUUCGUGAAGCACACCCCAACCAAGCCGCGGGCCCCCGCCUACAGCUUCCGUGGGGCCCCCACAAUCUUGGCCGAAAACUACUCCCCCGGGCCCCGCUACAGUGUGAACCCCAAGAUUCUCCGCACGGGCAGGGACAUGGGGCCUGCCUACUCUAUCCUGGGGCGCUACGAGGCCAAGACCAUCGCCACGCCAGGCCCUGGAGAAUAUUCUCCGGAGAAAUCCAUCAAAUAUGUGUUCAACUCAGCGCCCAGCCACUCCAUCUCUGCCAGGACCAAGUCCUUCCGUGUAGACAGCACCCCAGGUCCGGCGGCGUACAUGCUGCCAAUGGUGAUGGGACCGCACACUGUGGGCAAAGUCUCCCAGCCCUCCUUCUCCAUCAAGGGCCGGAGCACCCUGGGCGGAUUCAGCCAGGACCUUCACAAGACCCCAGGCCCUGCUGCGUAUCGCCAGACGGAUAUUCAGGUGGUGAAGUACAAGGCCCCACAGUACACCAUGGCUGCCCGAAUCGAGGCCGUAGGGGACAAGACGAUGAAGCCGGGGCCGGGCGCUCACAGCCCCGAGAAGGUGACGAUGAACAAGCCCACCGCCCCCUUGCUCAGUUUUGGAAUCAAGCAUUCCGACUACAUGACCCCGCUCAUCCUGGACGUGGAGUAGGCCCUCCUCCAAGCCUGGGGGCAAGUUGUUCGGGGCGCCCCCCAGGCUCCAUCAUGAUCCUUCUGCCAACAGAUUUGCCUUUUAUCG